UCCUGAAGCGCAACUUUAUUCUCCCAGAGUGCACGAGUAAGGAAGCGAAGUUGCGUCGUUGCCGUCUGUUUGAGAACGCAAAGUUUGGUCGAAAACGCAAAGGAGCUACAAGACAAGUGCGUACUGCUUGAAUGAAUUUGAUUUAUGGUAUAUUUUUCAUUUCUGAUAUCCGAAGAAAAUAUCACCUGCGAUAGAUAAUACUAGAGGGUCUGAACGUAAUUCAGUACCAAUCAGAUUUGAUAAAUCGUUCAAGCGAGUGGUUUGAAUUGGUUGGUAUUUUUGCUAUCGCCGUUGAGCAAUGGCUACGAUUCCCGAAACGGUAAUUAGGUUCUUUGAGGCCGUAAAAUCUAACGACAUUGAAAAAGUCGUUGAAUUGUUAAAUAGUAAAGAAGUCGACGUGAACGCGGUAGACGUCACAAGAGACAAUCAAACAGCCAUUCAUAUAUGCGCAUUUCGCGGAUAUGAUAAAUUGUUGCGAACUCUCGUCGACGAAUAUAAUGCGGAUAUCAACAUUGCUGAUAAAGUAGGUGAAAUACCUUUGCAAAUUGCAUGUGAUAAAUAUAAUGUAAAAAUUGCCAAAUAUCUGAUAGAAAAGAAUUCAAAUUGUCCGGAAUACGCAGAGUCCUAUUUAAAUGACAAAUUAGUCGAUGAAUUGUUCGAAGCAGCCGAAUCGAAUGAUUUACAGAAAGUAACUGAACUCAUAAAAAACAAGAGCGUAGAUGUCAAUUCUGUAGACAAAGGUAAUUACAAUAGAACGAUCUUGCAUAUCGCUGUGAUGAAGGGAUACGAGGAGCUGGCUCGUUUACUUGUUGACGAAUUUAAUGCCGAUACCGACUAUGAGGAUGAAAUAGGCGAUACCGCGAAAAAUAUGGCCAUAGAUUACAAACGUGCCAAUCUAGCCGAAUUACUGGCGAGGAGCAAUAGCAACGAGUUGAAAUUCGACGCGGAAGUUGGUCGGUCAGAUUCUAAUCCGCAGUUGUGCAAAAAACCGAAGUAUAGUCAUCCGAUCGCCGAACCUGAUAAACCACUCAAAUCCUCAAUUACUUCCGAACAAUCUUACAGUACCAGUCAGUAA
Molecule: messenger RNA, 1075 nt
Organism: Diprion similis
Lineage: Eukaryota; Metazoa; Arthropoda; Insecta; Hymenoptera; Diprionidae
Product: alpha-latrotoxin-Lhe1a-like
Exons: 2
Coding region: 299-1075 (258 amino acids)
Molecular function (GO): protein binding
Source: RefSeq, a predicted model, not a curated record